CGGUGUAAAGAUGGCGCUGCCCAUGAGGAGGACGCUGGUGUCUCUUCACAGAGCAACAUGUCUCUGUGUGACGAACGCAGAGGCGUCUCUCGGCGUGCGACAGCCCGUCCCGCUGUAUGUGCCCGUCCGCACCAAGAAGCGUUACUUCAUCCCUCCGGCCGGGGGGAUCAAGCGGAGGUCGGAGGGCAACAUGGAGGCCAAGGCCCGGGCGGCCGGCCUGGUCAUGAGGCAGGAGGCCUACGAGAGGCCCAUCAACAUCGCCUGCACUGCCGGGGUCUUCGACCCUUACAUCCCCCCGGAGGGCGACGCCCGUCUGUCCACGCUGUCCAAAGAAGGCCUGAAGCAACGAACUGAGCAGAUUCGACAGAGCGCCGCCUCACAGCUCGCGAUCCGUAAAAUCAAAGAGCACGACACUCUGUUCAAAACGAAGGAUUUCGCAGUGCGAGCUCAGGAGAUCUUCACCGAGGCUCACCACGCUCUGAUCCAGUUUAACAAGGUGAAGCUUCACUCCUUGGUGACAGAGAGGUGUUAUCCGGAGAUGACGAGGGGGAACCGCUACAAGACGAUUCACUGGAGGUUCAUCGAGUCCCUGGAGCCGCCCAGGGUGGUCCACGCCCGCUGCCCGGACAUGAUCAGCAAGGGGAACCUGUACGGCCAGGUCACCGUCCGCAUGCACUCCAAACAGACUCUGGCCGUGUACGACCGCUUCGGGAGGCUGAUGCUGGGCAGCGAGGAGCAGCCCAAAGACGUCCUGGAGUACCUGGUCAUAGAACGCCACCUCGUCAACCCCUACGGCCUGUGGAGGUUACACGGGAAGAUAGUGCCGUCCUGGGCUCCGGCCAAAGAUCCAAUUGUUAAGACCGUCAUGAUUCCUGGUCCGAAGCUCGGGGUCGACCAGGAGUUCGAUGCCGUCAACUUUGAAGUUCCCAAACCAGCAGCGGUGCAGUGGUCUAAAUAGACCACCAGAUGGCGCUGCCCUCUCCUCAAACCCACAGUAGGACAUUAUGACCAGAAUCAGGCUGUUUAAAACUUGGCUGUGGUCGGGGAGUUUGUCCACUUCCUCUGGAGGCUCUGUCUGUUUUAAAAGGCUUUCGUCUGUUCAACCGCUGGAAGCAGCAGGUGAGUUGAAGUAAUAGAACAAACCUGAAGCCAAUAAAGCUGCUUCUCACUCGACACCGGAACCAUCACACAGCCGUCCUGGCAAAUAACUGUUUUCUUUGUGACUAAUUUAAUAUGUAGAUGUGAAAAAUAAAAUGUACAGAUCUGCAGAAAUCGAAUGGUUUAUUUCUGGGAUGAUGAUGAUGAUGAUG
Molecule: messenger RNA, 1310 nt
Organism: Limanda limanda (common dab)
Lineage: Eukaryota; Metazoa; Chordata; Actinopteri; Pleuronectiformes; Pleuronectidae
Gene: mrpl45
Product: mitochondrial ribosomal protein L45
Exons: 8
Coding region: 11-958 (315 amino acids)
Cellular component (GO): mitochondrion
Source: RefSeq, a predicted model, not a curated record